CUGAGCAGUCUUCCUGGACUGAACCCUGCAUCACCAGGGAGGAAUUGGGACAUUAGUGCCAUUCUGGAAACUCUACAUUGACGACAGCGGAAGGCCCUCUGCCCCCCCUUUCCAGGAGCAGCCAUGGCCCUGACUGACAUUGAUGUGCAGAAGCAGAUCAAACACAUGACGGCUUUCAUUGAGCAGGAAGCCAAUGAGAAGGCGGAGGAGAUAGAUGCCAAGGCGGAGGAAGAGUUCAACAUUGAGAAAGGCCGCCUGGUGCAAACCCAGCGACUGAAGAUCAUGGAUUAUUAUGAGAAGAAGGAGAAACAGAUAGAGCAGCAGAAAAAAAUCCAGCUGUCCACCAUGAGGAAUCAGGCGCGGCUAACAGUCCUGAGAGCCCGAGACAAUCUCGUCUUGGAAUUGCUCAGGGACGCGAAGGAGAGACUCAGCAGAGUUGUGUUGGAUAUAGAUACCUACCAAGAACUGCUGGAUAAACUCGUGCUCCAAGCCUUGCUCCGGCUGCUGGAGCCUGUGAUGAUUGUCCGCUGCAGGUCACAGGACCUCCACCUGGUGGAGGCUGCCGUACAGAGGGUGACGCCUCAGUACAUGGUGCUCUGCCAAAAGCACUCAGACAUCCAGGUCGAUCAAGAUGCAUACCUGGCCUCCAAUGCCGCUGGAGGGGUGGAGGUCUACAGUGGUAAUCAGAAAAUAAAGGUUUCCAAUACCCUAGAAAGCCGGCUGAGCAUCACAGCCCUGGAAAAGAUGCCAGAGAUACGAAGGACUUUGUUUGGAAGUAAUGCCAAUAGAAAGUUCUUUAUUUGA
Messenger RNA from Psammomys obesus (fat sand rat), 804 nucleotides. It is a transcript of the gene Atp6v1e2, whose product is annotated as ATPase H+ transporting V1 subunit E2. Gene Ontology annotation, molecular function: proton-transporting ATPase activity, rotational mechanism. Bases 124 to 804 code for a protein of 226 amino acids. NCBI's taxonomy places the organism in Eukaryota, Metazoa, Chordata, Mammalia, Rodentia, Muridae. Gene Ontology annotation, biological process: proton transmembrane transport. The transcript is spliced from 2 exons. The record is from RefSeq and is a predicted model, not a curated record. Gene Ontology annotation, cellular component: proton-transporting two-sector ATPase complex, catalytic domain.